AUGAAGCCAGAUCACGCCACCAUUGUUUCAGUUCUUACAGCUUGUUCUAGUCUUUCAUCACUAAAAGGAGGACAGCAAACUCAUGCCAUCAGUCUUAAAAAUGGAUUGGACUCACCGUCACCUGUCUCUGUAUGUAAUGCUGUGGUUACCAUGUAUGGCAAAUGUGGCAGCAUCUUUGACGCUGAGUUGGCUUUCACUCACCUCAACAAUCCAGACGUUGUUUCAUGGAACGCUAUAAUCUCUGCCUUUUCACAUCACGGCUUCUAUGAAAAAACUCUUGCUUAUUUUGAGGAGAUGAGAUUGAAUGGUUUUGAGCCAGAUGGAACGACAUUUCUUAGUUUGUUGUCUGCGUGCGGUCAUUCAGGCAUGGUGGGCGAGAGUUUGUACUGGUUUGACUUGAUGACGAAAAAUUACAGAAUUCUUUCCUGGUCAGAGCACUAUGCUUGUUUGGUCAGUGUAUUAAGCCGAGCAGGCUGUCGCGCCCAUUCAAAUGCAGAGCUAGGGCAAUUAGCUGCUGCAAAAGUUGCAGAAUUUGAUCCUCAGAAUGCCAAUGCUUCUAUUACUCUUUAA
Diospyros lotus (date-plum) is the source of this 570-nucleotide messenger RNA. Its product is annotated as pentatricopeptide repeat-containing protein At3g46790, chloroplastic-like. Gene Ontology annotation, molecular function: protein binding; RNA binding. Gene Ontology annotation, biological process: RNA modification. The transcript is spliced from 2 exons. The coding region runs from base 1 to 570 and encodes 189 amino acids. The record is from RefSeq and is a predicted model, not a curated record. NCBI's taxonomy places the organism in Eukaryota, Viridiplantae, Streptophyta, Magnoliopsida, Ericales, Ebenaceae.